This is a messenger RNA of Cajanus cajan (pigeon pea), 953 nucleotides long. Lineage: Eukaryota; Viridiplantae; Streptophyta; Magnoliopsida; Fabales; Fabaceae. The record is from RefSeq and is a predicted model, not a curated record.
AUAAACACUGGGUUGCGCGCGCAGAGCUAUGCUGUGUGGUUAACUUUAGUUAUAAUAUAAUCAUUAGAUUCUAAAACAAAUAAAUAAAGAAGUGAGAGUGGUCCAACAGUAUAUAAAAAAGUAUGAGAUGGCAAAGCAUUUGAUGAGUGGGAAAGGCACUGUGAGCAUGUGAUUUCGGUGACAGUGAGUUGAUGAGAAAAAUGAAGGCGUGGAGGGCGUUGGAAAUUGCGGUGUUUCAUGCGUUGUUGUUUGGAUUUGGGAGAGGACACGACUACGGAGAGGCAUUGUCGAAGGCGAUUGUGUUCUUCGAGGGACAGAGAUCGGGCUUUCUGCCGGGGGAUCAGAGGCUCAAUUGGCGAGGGAAUUCCGGCCUCAGUGACGGCUGGAACUACAACACGGAUCUCACCGGCGGCUACUACGACGCCGGCGACAACGUUAAGUUCGGGUUUCCGAUGGCCUUCACCACCACAAUGCUCGCCUGGAGCUUGCUGGAAUUCGGAGACCUCAUGCCUCCCAAUCAGCUCAGGAACGCCCUCGUCGCCACUCGUUGGGGCGCUGAUUACUUGCUCAAGACUCUUUCUCAGCCCAAUCGGAUUUUCGUUCAGGUAGGUGAUCCAAGCUCGGAUCACGAUUGUUGGGAGAGGCCAGAGGACAUGGAUACAUCAAGGGCUACGUAUGCUGUUGAUGCGCCAAACGCGGCCUCUGAUGUCGCCGGAGAAACAGCCGCCGCACUGGCCGCCGCAUCGAUGGCAUUCCGGUCAUCGGACCCGGGUUAUGCAGAGACGUUGCUUCGAAAUGCUAUUACUGCCUUUGAAUUUGCAGAUAACUACAGAGGUGCUUACAGUGACAAUAGUAAUGUCAAAUAUGCUGCCUGCCCAUAUUACUGCGAUUUUGAUGGCUAUCAGGUAAAUUACAUUCCGUUUACUAUGCGUCUAUGCCUUUCAAUAAUAUAA